AUGUCAGGAGCCAUUGUGCCAUCGGCCGGCCAGGAGCAGCGCCGGCCAUGCGAUGUAGCGACGUUUCAGAGGAGCAACGUGCACAUCCUGCUGUCGGAUAAGGACACGGAGUCACGCCAAAAUGUUCUCGAACUGCUUCGCCGCUGUUCGUACCGAGUGACGGCCGUCGAGAAUGCACGACUGGCGUUGCAACUGCUGCGGUCGUCGAGCGACACGAUAGAUUUGAUUCUGGCGGAGGUGGAGCUGCCGAACGGCAAGGGGUACAAGAUGCUCAAGAUCAUCAUGCGCGAGGAGCGCCUCAAAAACAUCCCCAUCGUCAUGAUGUCGACGCGCGACGAGAUGGCGAUCGUGGUCAAGUGUCUGCGCCUCGGCGCGGCGGACUUUCUCGUGAAGCCGCUGCGCACCAACGAGCUGCUCAACCUCUGGACGCACAUGUGGCGCCGCCGCCGAUCCGUGGGGUUGGGGGAGGCUCCGCGGAACAUGAUGGCAGUGAGCGCAAGCGAGGUGGCGCACGACCUGGUGUUCGUGGAUACGAGCGAGUCGAACACGGGCACCGGCAGCACGGACCUCUUCUCCGAAGAGACGGACGAUAAGCGCCGCAGCAGCGUGCAGCAACAGCACCUGCAGCAGCAGCUUCAGGAGCAGCAGGAGCAGCAGCAGCAGUUGCAUGAGCUGGAGCAGCAGCAGGAGCAGGUGCAGGCGCAGAGGCGGCAGCAGCUUGUGCUGCAGGAGCAGCAGCAGCAGAAGCAGCAGCAAGUGCUAGUGCGGAAGGAAAGGGAGGAGGUGACGGAGUCGGAUGGAGAGGAGAGGAAGGAGGCGGGGCAAAACAAGAGGAAGGAAGCGGAGAGACAAGCAAAGGACACGUGGGGAGUGGGAAGGGACGACGUGUGGCGGAACAGAGCUGCGCGGGGAGUGGCGGAGCAGGGGGAAGAGGGGAAAGAGAUAUAUGCGGAAGAAGAGAUGGCGGAAGGGGAGGGGGAGGGGGAGGAAGUGGAGAUGAUAUUAGAGCGGCAGGAGCGAGAGCAGGCGGAGGCGAAGGAGGGCGGGCAGCAGCGGUGUGAGCUCAUGCUGCUCGAGACGCGAGACGCGCCCGGGGGGAAAGGAGCGGGAGUGGAAGAGAGGGAAGAGAGCGACGCGGAUGAGCAGCCGUUGAAGCAGCGGCACGUGGCGGCGCAGCGAGAGGGGGGGACGGCGGGGGGAGGUGGCGGAGUGGCGCACGGUGGAGCGCACGAGAGGAGGAGCAAGCUCGGCGCGCAGGACAGGGCGGAGCAGGAGGAGGUUGAGGGCCAGCCGCAGCCAAUGCCUGCGCUCGAGCUCUCGCUCAUGCUGCCACAUGUCGCGCUGCCGUUGGACGUGCCAUUUGCGUCCGAACGCCGUCUGCCGCCCGACCGAGCCGCGCUCGAGACCCCACGCCCCGCCAUCCCCCCCGCUACGGCCGCCACUCUCCUCGCGCUCUGCACCUCCGCCGUGGGCGCCUUAACAUCCGCGCCACCGCGCACCACACACAUGGCCGCGACAGCUGCCGCUGCUGCUACAACUGCAGCUACAUCAGCCGAUGAUGCUGCUGGUGCCAGUGCCCGUGGUGUGGCAGGCGCAGCAGCAGGUGAUGCUGGUGCCGCGAGUGCAGUGGCAGCAGACCUCUCCUUGUUGCCCGCCUUCCCUCCCACCGCGCACCCCCUGCUCCCUCCGCCACACCACAUGCUGCUGCGCCGAGCAGUCUCCCACGAACCCACCUCCGCGCCUCUCUUCCCCGUCGCCCGCCCUUCCCCAUCCCCGCCCCUCCACGCGUCCCGCGCCCUCCCCACGCGCGCCUCCCCGCACCCUCCCGGCUCCGCAGCCGCUGCCACUCUUCUCCCCGCCUCGAGUCCCCUUCUGCCCUUCCGCCUCGCGCCCUCGCCCCCCUCUGCGCCGUCUGCGCCGUCUGCGCCCUCGCUUCACUCCCCGCGCGCGCACCACGCGUUCCCCACGCGCACCAUCAGCCAGCCCAUCCUCCCCUCGGCGUCCGCCGCCAGCCCUCCCGAACUCCGCCUAUCCUAUAGCCCGCCCGCGCCUGCACCCGCGCCCGCGCCCAGCCCGCCCGCGCCAGCUUCCGCUGCUGCGCGCGCCUCACAUACCGCCGGGCGCGCUGCUCUGAGUCGCUCAGCGAGCGCGGAGCAGGCCGCGGAGAGGAGCGAGGCGCAGGGCGCGGGCGCCAAGGGCGCGGAACCCGCGCCCACGACGGGAUUGCCUUUCGCCGGGCGACGGAGGUCGCCUGCACGGCUGGUCUCGAGGGCGGGUGCAGUUGCUGCUGCCCCCGCUUCUGCUUCCGCUUCUGCUUCCCCUCCUGUGUCUGCUCCUGCGUUGAAACGGGGAGGUGGUGAGGCGAUGGCAGGACGGGGAAGGGUGGCUGGAAGUGACGCGAAGAGACAACAGCAGCAGCAGCAGGGCAGCGAGGUAGCAGGGAGGAGGAGUCCUGCAAUCGCGGGUCGGAACCGGGGCAGUCCCCCUUCCCCCUCCGCCAGCGCCACACCUCCGCGGACGGCCUCACGCGCAGCAGCGCGCGCGCCUGCAAGCCCUGGGGGACUGCAGUCGCGCCUGGGGGCGGCGCAGCAACGUGCUGCUGGCGGGCUGUGUGGUGGAGGGAGGGGAGGGGUCGCGGAAGGUGCGGGGGUUUUAGUGGGAGGGGAAGGCAAAGCAGGCAGAGACGGGACGCACGGGGCUCACGGCAUGGCGCAGAGCAUGGCACAAGGCACAGGACAAGGCUUGGCACAGGGCGCGGCUAGGUAUGGUGAGGGGGCAGAGACGAAUGUGAGUGGCGUCAGCAGUGGCAGCCUUGUAGCCGGGCACAGUGCAGCCUUCUGGAACCACAUGAUCGACCGCAGCGGCCUUAGGGGGUACCUGCCCCACUCGCUGCCCCACUCCCUGCCCCACUCCCCGCCCGCCAUGCCUGCUCCUGCUCCGAACCUGCGCGCCGGAUCGCCGAACCUGCCCAAUGGAGCGCCGAGUCUGCGUGGCGGCGUGGGCAGCUUGGCGGGUUAUAAGAGGCAACUAUCAGGGGCAGCACGUGUGGAGCAUGGGUCCGGACAUGGGUCUGGACAUGGGUCUGGACUGGGUGCCAAGUCGCCCUCCCCUGCUCCCUCUCCUGCUGCUACGCCAUCUGCUGCUUCUGCUCCCUGUGCUCCAUCUGCUGCUUCCAGUGCCGCUGCCGCCACUGCGGCUACUGCCGCGGCAGCAGCGGGUGCUAUUGCUACAGCGCAACGCCAGGCAGUACCUGCCUUCCCGCGUCCCACCGUGCUCCCACCGGCGCCGCUGCGAGAUCGCUCUCCGUUCUCCUCUGCUCACCACGCCCACACGCACUCCUCCUCUGACCUCUUUUCUGCACAGCACGCUCCACCCACCCACACCACUCCUGACCGCUGCUUCUCCACCCAACACGUGCUGCAGCAACAGCAACAGCAGCAGCAGCAACAACACCAACAACAGCAGCAGCAGCAGCAGCAGCAGCCUGAUUUUAACUCGCCUCCCUCCGUGCCUGCUCUCUCUCUUCACUCCAACCUCGCAGUAGCUGCAGCUGCUGCUGCCGCUGCCGCUGCUGCGUCGGGCCUGCCACCACAGCAUCCCAUCGUGCAAUCACUAGCAGCCGCGGCCGCUGGCAAUGCCAUGCAGCAAAUGCAGCAACAGCAGCAGCAGCUGCAGCAGCAGCAGCAGCUGCAGCAGCAGCAGCAGUACCGCCCGUCUCACCAUUCGCAUGCUCUGGCUGCAGCAGCAGCUACGUUCGCCCAUCUCCCCCCAGAUGCAGCAGCAGCCGCCGUCGCAGCCUUCUCUCGCCUCCCUCCCGAAGCCCUUGCAGCAGCAGCUGCUGCUGCUGCAUCAUCCAACCACGCACACGCCUCCCUCCCUCUCCCUUCCUCCCUCCCACCUGCUAACCCCUUCUCCUUCCUCUCGUCCCUUGCUGCCGCUCCAGCCAUAUCCCCGUCCCUGCCGUUCCCCGGAAUGACAGCAGCAGCGCAGUUUCUAGCGCCGGGAGCAGCAGCCGCUGCAGCUGCAGCCGCGGCGGCAGCGGCGGCGGGGGGGAGCAUGGGUGCAUUUAACCCGGCCAUGCCUUUCCCCUCAUGGCCCGACCCCUCUACCUCUGCCAUGCUUUUCAACCCAACUACUGACGCUGCUUCUGGGGGGGUAGCAGGAGGAAUGGGCGGAAUGGGAGGAACAGGAGGGAUGGGAGGAAUAGGCGGAAUGGGAGGAAUGGGAGGAAUGGGAGGUAUGGGAGGUAUGGGGGGCAUGGGGGGAAUGGGAGGAAUGGGGGGAGGGGUGGUGGGUGCAGUGGGAGGAGGAGGGGCAAGUGCAGGUGGGGAUAGGUUGAUGGAGAGGCGGGUGGAGGGAUACCAGCGUCGGGAGGCAGCACUGAACAAGUUCAGGCAGAAGCGCAAGGAGCGGUGCUUUGAGAAGAAGAUUCGGUACGUGAGCCGAAAGAGACUUGCAGAGAUGCGACCGCGAGUUAAGGGGCAGUUUGUGCGGAAGAAAACGGCGGGGAAAGGGCAUGGCGGGCAGCAGGAGAGCGAGGAGGAGGACGAGGAAGAGGAGGAGGAUGAGGAGGAAGAGGAGGAGGGAGGGAACGAGUAG
Messenger RNA from Closterium sp. Naga37s-1, 4599 nucleotides. The record is from the annotation of a GenBank genome assembly. Lineage: Eukaryota; Viridiplantae; Streptophyta; Zygnematophyceae; Desmidiales; Closteriaceae.